AGCUGACGAUGCACCCCAUUUGAGUACAGAGGACGAGGAUAAUGGUGUGCUCGAGGCCAAGGCGAGGUCGACGCUGUUUCCAGGGCGGCUGGUCGUGGUGUCCGUCGACCCAGUGGAAACGCUACGACCGUUGUUUGAGGAGGAUGAAGGAUUGGAGAAGACGGUGGGCGAGAUACAAGGCGGCAUGAAGAAGUACCUCGCGUUUAUCCGUUCAGUGGCUGCCGAAUGCGACCAGAGGAGGCCGGCCAGCCAGGAAGACCAACAAGCUCAGGAGCUACCGGAAGAGGAUGACGACAUGGAGGAAGGGAGACCGAGGAAGAAGAGGAGACUGAAUGUGCAUUUGAACCUUGUUCACAAUAGUCCUCCUGGUCAUUCCAAAUUUGACGCCGUCGAUCCAACCAUGUGUGUGCCGAUCGUCUCCGGCGACGAAAAUUCAUCCAAUGUUCCGAGCGCCAGUACUUCAAGGAGACCGAUGAGAUUAAAGGGGGAAGGCUCGCCUUGGAGUUCGCUAUAUGCGCACACCAUCAUGGACGCCUUUGCCACCGUUUCCGAUCUCCAACCCUCUCCUUCUGCCGACAUUGCGCCAUCUAAUUCAACCCCAUUGGCUCUUUCCAAGAAGGAUAUGAAGAGAUAUGACACGUACCAGUCGGACGAUCGCGCCAAGGAGACGAGUCGCUUCUAUUCCAUGCGAGGCGAGACCGAGGGGGGACAUACCGAAGACUAUGGCCAGGUCAUCGAAAUCAAGGAUUAUAACAUUGGCGAAAGGGUUGGUGAUGAAGACUUUGAAAUGGAGGAAGGGUUGGACGGCGACUCGCAAUAUCGGCUUUCGACGGUCAUUUCUGGCCUGAGUAUUGACGAUGAGGAGACUGGGAUGAUGAUGAUGGCGCUGGGUGGGCAAGAAGGGAGCGGUCUACGAAGUCCUUCGGCCUCGUCGACUCGCUUCCGGGCGAAAUCCCCGCUGCAGCGACGUGGAACCGGCAAGAGCGGUGUCAGUACUCGUUCACCGUCCCGUAAAGAACAUCAAGAUAUCAAGGAUCCAGUCCCUUCUCCCGGUAAUGGGCCUUCUGCAUGGAAAGGGGUCCGCUCACCAGCCCGCUCGCCCCCGCCCCCCAAUUCUCCUAGCCCCGAAGAGGAUUGUCUCUCUUCGAAAAAGUUGGUGGAUCCGCUACAAUCCGACAAGAAGGACAAGGAAGGCUACUCACCCAAGUCUCCCACCGAUUCGGACCCGACCUCCUCGAUGAUGCUUGGAGGUGGACGAGACUAUCGCCAACGAGCCAUGUCGCUUUCUACCGAAGCUACGAGCGUGUUUCCCGAAGGGAAUGAUGGGGAAAUAGAUGCGAAAAGCGACGCGAGUUCGAAAGAGUCGGCAGAGCGCGAGAUCAUUGCCAUGCCAUUGGGUCAGUUUGACCUUGCUGGAGGAUUGGGUGUCAAUAAACCCCUCAAGCGACAAUGCUCUAUUCAUGUCCGAAUUUGGACCGACCUGUCCAUGUGUGCGGACCCGGAAGAUGAGACCCAAACUCUCACGGAUCCCAGGCUAUUCUUUGAAGAGCUAAAGAUGUUGAGAACGUUGGAGAAAGAUUCCGAUAUGCGGUAUUUUGCCCAGUUGAAGAAGGCAAAUGCAGAGCGAGUGGUAGCCUGGCGUCUUGCUGCCGACUCAACCAACAUCACACCCCGUGAUACUGGCCGCAGCUUUUCGACAGGGAGGAUCUUCAAAGUCCCAUCUGCUCUCUCGCUGUCUCGUUCCAAGCACACAUCCCAUCACAUUUUCUCCAAUACCAAUCCUUUCUCUCCGUCCAGCACCAACAACCAUAGUACAGCACUUUAUCCCACCUAUAGCAGAGAACACUCUGCUAAGCCAUCACCCACGACCAAGCACUUUACAAUGCAGGGCAUGUACAACCCGUUCUCGCGAUCGGUGAGUAUGGUCCCGUCCUCGUCGUUCACGGACGGUGGCUUCACCUACACGGGUGAUAGUGAUGCUGUGAACCCCUUCGUGUUCCCGUCUGUACCCAAGCGAUCACCUACUUCAAACCGAUUCUCCAUUCCACGUAGAUUCUCUGCCAUGAGCCAGGUCGGCUCCGUCUCGUUCUUUGCCUUUUCAAGCAAUAGCCGUCGAGCCAGCGUGCCCGUUCCCUCUCACAAGCGGGCACGAAAAGCCUCUGUCACUUCUCCCAAGUUUUCUCCUCCGCCUUCGCAACGCCCUUCUCUUCCGCUGCCCAACAGUCCAGCGUCGACCCUCGGCUUCACGAUCACGGACCUGCAGGCACUCCCCCCACCAAUCUCCCUCGCCG
Acaulospora colombiana is the source of this 2291-nucleotide messenger RNA. The record is from the annotation of a GenBank genome assembly. NCBI's taxonomy places the organism in Eukaryota, Fungi, Glomeromycota, Glomeromycetes, Diversisporales, Acaulosporaceae.